Capsaspora owczarzaki ATCC 30864 is the source of this 3915-nucleotide messenger RNA. Its product is annotated as apolipoprotein A-I-binding protein. The record is from RefSeq and is a predicted model, not a curated record. Gene Ontology annotation, molecular function: NAD(P)HX epimerase activity. Gene Ontology annotation, cellular component: mitochondrion. Bases 27 to 959 code for a protein of 310 amino acids. NCBI's taxonomy places the organism in Eukaryota, Filasterea, Ministeriida, Capsasporidae. The transcript is spliced from 5 exons.
CUCUCAGUCUCUUUUUUUGUUUUUGUAUGCUUUUCGCAGCAACUCUGCGAAUUCUCGUCCAUCGCUCGCCUGCUCUUCUUCCUUUCAGCCGCGCGUUCCUCCAAACAGCUCGCUCUCACUCUCUAAUUUCGACAGCAUUAGCAUCAGCACCUUCGGAUCGACCUCGUAUCGCACACAUCAUGUCGUCCGCGUCAUCAUUUGCUCAGCCAUCGCGCUCGCGCUCGUGGGAUGCACUUUCCCAGAAGGACGCCGCUCAGCUUGACUUGGAUUUGUUCAGCCCCGAGUUUGGGUUUGGAACAGAGCAGCUGAUGGAGCUCGCUGGGCUUGCAGUCGCGUUGGCGUGCGCGCGCGCAUAUCCGCUUCAAGCAACGUCCAAGUCCGACGAGUCCUCAUCGUCUUCAUCCAGUUCUGGUCGCGUUAUCAUUGUUUGUGGGCCUGGAAACAACGGUGGCGAUGGACUUGUGGCAGCGAGGCACUUGCGUCUCUUUGGCUAUUCUCCCGAGAUUGUCUGGCCAAAGCCAACGGAGAAGCAGCCCAUGAAGAAUCUGCUUGUUCAAGCGCGUGCAAUGCGUAUUCCCGUGGUCGAAACGGUGACAGAGGAUGCGUUGCGCAAAGCCGACUUUGUGAUUGAUGCCGUUUUCGGAUUUGGCUUCAAAGGCGAGCCCCGAGCGCCGUUCGAUGCACUGCUCACAUCCAUGAUUCGCAGUGGUGCUCGAGUGUGUUCUGUAGAUGUUCCAUCUGGUUGGGACGUCGAAGCCGGACCGGACGAAUCCAAGGAGUAUGCCAAGCUUCAGCCCGACGUUCUCGUGUCCCUCACGGCACCCAAACCAUGUGCUGUGCACUUUCGAGGCCGCCAGCACUACUUGGGCGGUCGGUUUGUGCCUCCAGGCAUUGCCGAGCGAUACCAUCUCCGCCUUCCCGAGUAUCCCGGAUCCGAGCAGAUCAUCUUGCUGGAUUGAGGCUGCCUAUGCUUCUAUAGCACGAUUCAUGCUGGAAUAGGUGUCUUUUUGGGAAUAGUCGAUUGCUCAGUCUUCGUUUUUGAAGAACUCCAACGCGUGCACUGUGGCACACAAGCAAGCGUUGCGCUCGAGAGUGCGUGCUUUCCAGGAUUCAGUGCUGGAUUCGCCGCAUUUUGGGGGCUCCGUCUGUUCCUUCUAUCGCCGCCUGGAGCAAGUUCACUUUGGGCUGGGAUUUGAGCUGGUUUUUUUGGCGCCAAAACUCGUUCUGGUGACAUAAAUCGCUCACACUUCCCAGGACUAUGAGCCAAGAGGCAUCAGAGAUACUGAUGUGUCGCAGCAUUGCCUUUUCCACUCCUGGGCGGGAUACGAACGCGACGGAAAGAUCAAUCACAUUUUGGAUCAGGUCGCUGCUCUUUGUGCCGCUACGCAGAAACUGAUCCCGCCUGCGUCAAGUACCUGCGGAUCUCGCUGGUGAUUUGAGGGAAAAUCUGGACUUUUUUAGUUUCGCGCUGGAAAAGUCGGAUGCUCGACUCAUUGAUGCAGAUCCGCACGGUGCAGCAGGCCGCCAGAGAGCGAUUCAAGUUGGUUUACCGCUUGCACACAACUUUGACACGGGAACGCCUUCCUCGAAGGAGUUGCUGCCAAAAGUUGUGUGAUCGCCAUCCAAUCAGAAGCACGAGAGAUGCCAGUCAUCCCAGAGAUUUCCACUCGAGUACGGAUGCAUUUUUUGCAAACCGGAAACGGUGUGGAAUCAGACGAGAACGACACUCCGCUGCUGGACUGUUGCUGCGACUUUAUCUUGCUUUUUCACGUGCAAUCCAAAAACACACUGGAUGCUGCUUUUUUGGUGGGGAGGCAAGUUUGAGAGCGAGAGAAAAACAGGAGGUUUGUCCUUCCAGAAAAGCGACUCGUCAUCUUCGUAUUUUUGCGGUCGUGAUUCGUUGCGAAAGCUCACCACUUUGGUAUCAUCACGCUGCAAGAUUCACUGCUCAUCAGUCAAACAAACUGGUUUUUGUUUGUCGAGUUCAUUCAUGCGACACUUUCCAGCAUUUUUUGACCCACUUUGGUGCUUUGGGCUCUUGAUUCGAAUUUUCCCUUUCCCCUGCCCUCCCAACAACCCGGCGUCCCUCAGAGAUUCCUUUCACAAACAUCCUUUCUGCGUGAUACCUCGCAGCUGCACAUGCCCGCACCUCGACACUGCCUUUUGCCGGCCUGCCCUGCCAAUGCAUUGGCACUGUCAGUUGGCUGGCUUUUCUCGUACCCUUGCUGUCAGGAGUGCUUUUUGGCACUCUUUCGAGCGGAAGAGUAUGAGUGUUUUUGCCGUCAGCGAGUGUCCAAUCUAACCCUAAGAUGGUGAUGGAGCUUUUUUGCUGUACUUUUUUUCCACAGCAGGCCCUUUGUCGCAUUCUUCUUCGUUUUUUUGUUCUGAUAUUUAUUUCAGCCUGACGAUACGCUUGCCCCUGACAACUUACCAUGGCGUGCUGAACUGCGAUCGGCUGCUUUGGGUUGCAAGGUUGAGCUGAAGCACAAAGAACUCACGACGUUCGUUGCUGGUGACAACUUUGGCGCUGUACUCAGAAGCAGGUUUUGCGUUGUAUUUACGGUUGGUUUCGACGAUGCAACCUGCAACGAUGCAGUGCUCGGAGCAGUCACCGUUGCUCGACGUCUUUGACGAGUGAUGAUUUUUGCCGAUGCUGCCAAUUUGUGCAGCAUUCGUUUUUGGCUCCUUUGAUUUUUAUGACCGAGAUUGCUUCGUUCAGAUGCAACCUUGAUCUUUUCUACCUCUGAAACCAACCUCCAGGCGGCAAGGCAGUGUCAGGGUCGGAAUGAGCGAGGGCAGAUUGUCGCUUGUUUGGAGGAAGGGGGAGGGACGUUGUGGAAAGCAGCGAAGGAAGCAUUCAGCUGUUGUGCUGUGAAAGCAGCUCAACAAAAUUCAAAGCAGCAGUCUGCACCAAGUAGGACGAGCGGGUUUGACGCUGGAUUGUGCCAGUUGGUGAGCCGGACGAGUCGAGGAUGGUGGCGCCAAUGCAGCGCGCAGGAACCGUCUGUACUCUUGGUUUUUCGAACUGUCUUCUGUUUUACUUUGUGGCACUUCCACCGGAAUAUCACCGCGCUCCAACCUGUUGGUGGCAAAGGUGGCGGUUUGCUGGAAGUGCGGCAAGAUGUGAGCCAAGCACGCGCAACUGAACAUCCUCUCGUUCAAAGCGUGCUUCCGCCAAAGGAUGGAGUUGUGCUCCAUCGCUUUAUGGGCAUGAAAGGCUUGUCCUUGUAUUUUGAAUGAGCUGGGGACGUCAGUUGCGUGUGGCGGACGUUCGUGGCGAAUGAGGACGUAACAGUUCGAGUUUUCACGGACCGAAGUCAGUGGCAUGCAAUCAAAGUGUCUUGGAUUCAUGUAGAAUCGAGGUGUGGUGCGCACGACGCAAAACAGCAGAGAAGGAGAGAAAAUCGCAGUUUGUCGUUCCGUUCUUUUUGUAUUCUGGACGGUGCUCGGUCUAUCCUUCUGGUUUUUGGGAUGAUUGGAAGGAAACUUCCAACUCUGGCGCUUUUUUUUUUCUCGCUUCCAUUUCGCUUUCUUUGUUCUACUUUUAUAUUUCAAUCAUGAAACGGAAUUCUUCGACGGUGGGGGAAAAAGGCGUCUGCCGGAGGCGGACUGUCUGAAUGGGUGUUGUGCUCGUUGUUGUUGUGUUUGUUGUUGUGCAGAUUCAAGAAUCCCGAUUCAAGUUUUUGCGACAUUUUGGAGCUCCCGCCAAGUCAUUUUAAAGAUCGAUCUCGUCGCACUAUGCGACUCUAUGCCUCAAAUCGCACUGUGAUCCGAGUAUCGCCCUUUGCGCUACGGUGGAUUGCAAAUUCGAAGAGUUUGUUGUCGUGUCUGUUCAUCUUCAUUGUGUUUGUUCACCGACGUAUGCGCUUGUUGUAGUUGUACCAUGCUUAUUUAUUGCUGCUCAUAAAGUUCUUG